Messenger RNA from Octopus sinensis (East Asian common octopus), 2658 nucleotides. RefSeq names its product transmembrane protein 117-like. Bases 749 to 2437 code for a protein of 562 amino acids. The record is from RefSeq and is a predicted model, not a curated record. Lineage: Eukaryota; Metazoa; Mollusca; Cephalopoda; Octopoda; Octopodidae. Gene Ontology annotation, biological process: intrinsic apoptotic signaling pathway in response to endoplasmic reticulum stress. The transcript has 9 exons.
AAAAUAAAAAUUAAAAAAAUAUAUCGAGAGAAAGGAAAGAGUUAAAUAGUCUUCAAAAUUUAAGAAUGCACUAUUAUUAUUGUUGCAAUUAUUGAAAGAGAUGUCAUUAUCAAAACAAAAAUCACACCAAAAUAAUAACAUCAGUGUUGAUAGCUAAACUAACAUCAAUAACUACAAUAACAACGAAAUGCCAACUAGCUAAAGAGAGAGAGAAGGGGUUGUUGAGUGUGAGGGAGACUGGGUGAGUGAGAGAGCGACUGAAUGAUUGAGUAAAAGCGAGAGAGAUAGAUAAAUCGUAUAGAGUAGUUAACUCGAUCAUAUACGAAGAACAGACUCUAACGGCUGGCUUGAUUUGCAAUGGUUCCUGUUGAUGUUGUUGCUGUUGUAGUGGUUUCUCUUUCUUUUUCUUCGCCGUCGUAUACAUCGUCAUCGCUGAAGGAUUACUCUAUUGGAUGAUAUGAAUUCUUUGGCAGUCACUACAUGGACAAUGGAGGUGAAAAAGAGACAGUGCCCAUGAUCUUUGUCUGUGCUCCCAGACUGAGAAUUCAAUGGAAAAGCAACAAAGAUCUGGUUAAUCAUAAUAUUUUCAUGGAGUCAUCUAGAUGCGAACUGAAGUGGAACUGCAUUCACAUAUGCCCAUUGUAUCUUUAUUAUUCAAGAAGAAAGUUGAAAAAGGAAAUUGCCAGAUAAAUUAUAAUGCUUUACGGUUUUGUUGUGUGAAAAUGUCUGCAAUGUAGGUGCUACCUUGAUGAUUAUGGAACAUUCAAUUGACAUGGAAUCGGAAAAUUGUAAUGGCUAUCAAGAACUAAAUGAAAUUGUGUUAAAUGAUACCAGUGUGGAAGAAAAGAGCAAUGUCCCAGUCAGUGAAUUAGUAAAUAAUGGGGAUGCUGGUACCAAUAUAUCUGCUGGGAGAGUGUUAUUGGCUGAAGAUUCCACAGACAUUGGCGAUACUUCAAGAGUUUCAACGCCUGCAGUCUCCACACAAGAUCCUGACCAGACAGAUGCUGCCAGUGUCUACUCUUUAUUUAUGGAAAGAGAUGCACGUUAUUUUUUCCAACAUCCCUACAGCCGGUUGGCUGUUGCAUACCUGGUGGUCAUUGCUAACUUUCUUGUUUAUGCUGAGGAUCCAGUUGCUCACAGUGUCAAAGAGAGUCAUGUGCCAGUUAUAGGAAAUGAUUUUUCAUUUCUCUUCACAAAAUACCCAAGGAACAGGUUGACAAAACUCAAGUUUAUUUUAUGGAUGUGUGGGAUCAUUUCCGGACUUGUUCUGGGAAAACUUUUAUUUCAUGAAAUGUUAUUUAAACGCUAUUUUAAACUGAAGAUGUUUCAAAAGUCACAUGGUUCUUGGAUGACCAUGUUUAUGACAGUAUUGGUGUGUUUGCUUAUCUUUUCCUACAUUUACAAUGGUUGCCUUUAUAUUGCUGGAGAGGAGGCCCAAGAAUAUAUCAUCACAACAGCAAUGGGUAUUACCAAUGGCUUCUUUAUGAAAGGAGCUGCUUGUGGGACCUGGUGUGGUGACUUCUUCACUGCUUGGAUGGUAACAGACAUUAUGUUACAGGAGAAGCUCUACCCACACUGGGCCCACAACAUCAGGAAAUGGUGGAAAGAAGGCUUUCAUCGCAUUGUACUAUUUUGGACAUCAAUGAGUGCUACUACAUUCAUAGUUGUGUUUAUUAUAGCUACAGAUUACAUCAACUGGGAUCGUCUGAACCAUGGAUUUCUUCCAUCAAAUGAACUCACUCGAUCCUUUGGUGCUUCUUUUAUUUUAGUUAUGGAUAUUAUCAUUGUUACACAGGACUGGGAUUUUCCCCACUUCAUAAAUAACUUGGAAAUCAAACUUCCUGGAAUGAAUCGGCCUGAGUUUAGAUUCUAUGCUCCCAAAUUCAUUAGUGAAAAUUGGCACAUCCAUAUCACUGGCAAAUGGUUCAACUAUGGAAUUCUCUUUUGUGUUAUCAUACUUGAUUUGAAUAUGUGGAAAAAUCAACUGUUUUACAAGCCGUAUGACUAUGGUCAAUAUGUUGGUGCUGAUAACCGUAUCUACACAGUACUCUCUACACAACAGCUUGGCAUCCACAAUGAAUCAAUGGUAUCAUUUGAAUGGCGAAACAGCACGAUAAACCCGGAAACUAAUAAGACUUUUGUGAUGGAGGAUCCUGUUAUGAAUUCAAGAUUUAUGAAUUACUCUAUGGCAAUCAAGAGUAUGGCUUUUAUUCCAUGCAUCUUGGCUUUUGUGGCACUUGGUGUGACUGUCAGUGUUUUUGGGCGCUUCAAACCUACCAAAGAAGAUCCUUAUGCUGGAAGAUUGAAAAAAAGAAAACGGAAGCGUUUCUCAUUUUUCAGAAAAAGCAAAAGAACUUCACCAGAAUCAGAUACAACAUUUGUGGGAAUGACUGAUUAUCUUCUAGAAUUGGUAAGAUGGCAUUUCACUACUAAAUAAAUAUGAAAUUACUACUUAGAGGAACUUAUGUAUGUUUUGAGAAAACAAUUAUAUCACUAAGAUGGAUUGUGGGUUACAUAUGAAGAUUUGAAAAGAGAUAUCAAGGGCCUCUUGUCAGAGUGGUUCAAAUAAUAUGUGAUAUAAGAUAUAUCCAGUUUCUUUCUUGAAAGAUUAGUAUAACUUAAUUUGUAGUGAGUCAUUAUAUCUCCCCAGCCCACAAA